Molecule: messenger RNA, 6141 nt
Organism: Ylistrum balloti
Lineage: Eukaryota; Metazoa; Mollusca; Bivalvia; Pectinida; Pectinidae
Exons: 39
Coding region: 1-6141 (2046 amino acids)
Biological process (GO): Notch signaling pathway
Molecular function (GO): Notch binding; calcium ion binding
Source: RefSeq, a predicted model, not a curated record
AUGACCUGCGAAGAGUGUCCCCCAGGAACAGUGACAUUAGCAACUGGGGCAACAAGUAACUCCAGCUGUGUGGAUGCAGAAAACGUUCUUUGUGCAAGCUGUCAAAAUGGAGCUACUUGCAGAAUAGUCCAGCAUACUUAUGUAUGUGACUGUCCUCUAGGUUACAGUGGAAGAGAAUGUGAACAGAUAACAGACAAUUGUUUGUCUGAACCUUGUUACAAUGGAGCAACCUGUACAUCCUCACUUGGGACCUACAACUGUACAUGUCCACAAGGUGUAACUGGUGACAGUUGUGAGGUAGAUGUAGAUGACUGCAGAAAUAAACCCUGUCAGAAUGGAGGAAUUUGUGUUGAUGAACUGAACGGCUACUCCUGUGUGUGUCUAUCAACCUUCUAUGGCAACAACUGUGAGUUAGAUAACUCGACCGAUGUGUGUGUAUCUUUGCCCUGUGACAAUGGUGGAACAUGUGUAUCUGUACACAACCUUUGGAGGAAAUGUCUCUGUCUGCCCGGAUUCCUGGGACAGGAUUGUCAAGUCAACAUUGAUGAAUGUUCAUCCUCCCCCUGUCUGAAUGGAGGACAGUGUGCUGAUGGCAACAACUCUUACACCUGUACUUGUGUCACAUAUAAGGGGAACAGGUGUGAAACGCCUAGAAUCACCUGUGAUAGCCUUACCUGUGGAAAUGCUGAUGAGUGUUAUGAUGACUAUAAGACAGGACUUCCUCAGUGUCUGUGUAAUCCUGGAUAUACUCAAGAGCAAGGACAGAGUGAUUGUUCGCUUGUGGACGUCUGCGCAUCAUCGCCCUGCCAGAGGGGAGGAACGUGUAUUAAUAUUCCUGGCGGACAAACCUGUCAGUGUCCCCCGGGGUAUGGAGGAUACCGCUGUCAACAUGACCUUGAUGACUGUGCUUCCACACCCUGUCUCAACAAUGGAACAUGCGAAGACAGAUUUAAUAACUAUACAUGUGACUGCCCCAUUGGAUUCACAGGUAGAGAUUGCUCCUCAGACAUAGAUGAGUGUUUGAGUAACCCCUGUCAUCCACCUGGAACAUAUUCCUGUAACAACACAUAUGGAGGCUUCAUCUGCAACUGCAACCAGGGCUAUUCCGGGCUCAACUGUUCAGUGUAUACAGACAAUGAUCCCUGCGUCACCAACCCUUGUCUUCAUGAAGGUGUCUGUAGAAGGUUGACAUCAGGAUUUAUAUGUGAGUGUGAGAAUGGAUGGACAGGCCAGCGUUGUGAAGUACUCGUCAAUUACUGUGUAAACAUUGCCAACCCUUGUCUCAACAAUGCCUCCUGUGUCAGUCUUCAAAAUGAUUUCAUCUGCAGAUGUCCGACUGGUACCUAUGGUCGUUACUGCGACCAGCUCCCUGACUUGUGCAGCCGUCUCAACCCUUGUCUAAACCUUGCAAAUUGUUCAGCUAAGGGAGAGAAUUUUACUGGAUGCAGUUGUGCUACAGGUUUCCUUGGUGAUGGUUGCCAGAUCAGGAAGAACUAUAAUUGUGACAACAGCCCUUGUCUUAAUGGUGCCACAUGCUCCUUGGAUCCUGGCAGUCAUCUCUCCUGUACUUGUGCACCAGGUUAUUAUGGAGAGUAUUGUCAGUUUGAUGUAAACGAGUGUGAAAAUGUCACCUGUCCAGGCCAAGGAGCAUGUAUAGAUGGGUUAAAUCGGUACUUUUGUCGUUGUCCUCUUGGCAAACUUCUUCCUGACUGUACAGAAGAUUUGACAGUUAUGUAUGACUUGUGUUUUGAGUCUCCCUGGAGAACAGCAAGUGCCUCUCUGCCUUUCAGUAUACCAGUAAACAACCAGUUCCUGUCUCUCAGUUUUUGGGUAAAAUUCUCAGCAAAAACUGGAACAGGAACUUUCUUGUCCGUGUUUGAACAAAGCAACCCCGAUUUCGCCUCUGGACGGGAACUACUAUUCAGUUUUUCCCAGGACGGUUUCCUCGUCUCACCUGAUGGUACCGUAGAUAAAGAAAACUUCGGGACUUACUCUGUAAACAAUGGACAGUGGCACCUAAUUGUGAUGACAUGGGACACUACCAUUGGAGAGUUAGAAGUCAGGGUUAACACUGUACGUGUAUUUCACCUGACAAAUUAUCAUCAAGGAAGGCUUCUUGAUAAGUUUUACUGGAUAACGUUGGGAAAUGAAUUUUCUCCAGCUAACAUGACGUCUGUGCCAGUAGGAGGUUUCCUGGGCUGCAUUUCUCAGGUGAACAUAUUCAGUUAUAUACUAGACACUAAUGUGGAGGUUCCAAGUCUGAUGAUAAAUCCCUUCACUGUUGGAGGACGUGGUGAUGUCCUACAGUGGAACGAGUUUGAACUGCAUGGCCUUGUCAGUAGAAUCAGACCAAGCACGGUAAUGGACCCCGUCUGUGACGACUGCUCUUCUCCAGACAGGACCAUUCCUACCCUCACCUGUCCAAAAGAUGUGUACCUUGUAUCCACUCACCCAUACAGCCCUGUAUCAUGGAGUCUUCUCCAACAUGAGGAAGGACUCGUUGUAAAGACAAACAUGACAUCAGGUACCGCCCUUUCCAUAGGCAGACACACUGUGGUGUACUCGGCAUCAGAUGUGAACAACAAUACUGCGGUGUGCUCAUUCAGGAUCUACAUCAAGGAAAACAACUGUGAGUUUCCUGACUUGUUUGGAGGUGUUGAGAAGACCUGUCAGACUGGUGGUGAUGGUAAUCGUUACACUGGAUGUUCCCUGUCUUGUCCCUCUUCUGGAUACACUCUUAGUCGGGUCACACCCCUCUCCUACACGUGUGGACCUCUAGGGUGGUGGGAAACAGGAGUAGACCAGAAGUGUGCCCCGAUUUACCCCACAUGUGGAAAUAUCACCUCAACGGCCACAGUGAAUGUGAAAGUGAGGCUGGUGUACCCCGCCACCCUGACAGCAUGUGACCAGGUCAAGGAUACCUUGGAAAUGUACACACGGGAACAUAUAAAUACUUUAGACACGGAGUGGGGCAGCAAGUUAUGUAGCCAGGAAGAUUGUGAGGAUGUUGUUCUAAGUGUUAACUGUAGCUCAGCAACACCUGUAGUGGAGUUUAUCAUUAACAACGUAGGGCUGAAGUUGAUAGGAGUAGAUGGAGAGUCCAAGAGUCCGGAGCAAAUUUUUACACAGGCACUUCUUGAUCAGAACAGAUUCCACUUUAAGGAGAUGAUCCCUAAUGCUGAUCCAGUGAUAAUCCUUUCUGCUGUCGAGUCCUCCUUAAUAUGUCCUGAUGGAUAUCUACUUAUGGGAACUGACUGUGUUACAUGUGGAUUUGGAACGUAUCUAAAUUUGACCACCAACUUGUGUGACUACUGUGCUAAAGGAUUCUAUUAUGUUAGCGAAGGAAACACUUCCUGCCGAGCAUGCCCAGAAGGGACAACAACUGAGUGUCCAGCAGCAGUGUCCCUUGCCCAGUGUCAUGUUGUUUGUGAGAAUGGAUCAUUCUUCAAUCUGACCACUCAGACCUGUGAGAUUUGUCCCAUGGGUACAUACCAAGACCAAAGUGGACAGUUUGAAUGUCUUGCCUGUCCAUAUAAUCAAACAACUAUUCAGAAUGGAACAACGGAUGUCAAAUUUUGCUUUGAUGAUUGCCCCUCUGGGUUUGAGGUGGAUCUCCAGGGUUCAUGCAGUGAGUGUGUGGUAGGGACAUUUCGUGUGAAGGGAGAUGGACUUUUAUGUGUUCCUUGUCCUCCUGGGUUUACAACACCAAGCACUGGCUCGCACAGUAUUCUGAACUGUACCACAGUUAUAUGUUCUCCUGGGUACAGAGCAGAUAGUACAAACACCCACUGUGAACGAUGUCCAAUUGGGCAUUAUCAGCCAGAUUGGAACCAAUUAGAUUGUCUCCCCUGUCCAGAAAACACAACCACCCGGCUGGAUGCAGCUGACAACCAGACGCUGUGUGAAGAUUUCUGUCUGUCUGGGUAUGAGCGUGUAGGUCUGGAGUGUGUUCCCUGUCCAGUAGGACAAUACAAAAACAAUAGUUAUGGAAUGUUGGAAAGUUGUGUUACUUGUCCACGUGGGUAUGUCACACCAUUGGUUGCCUCCACGUCUUCAACAAACUGCAGCAUUUAUAACUGUACAGAAGGAUCAAAGAUCAAUUAUAACAAUACUGGGUGUGAGCUGUGUCCUUUAGGAGAAUACCAGCCUCAGAAAUAUCAAACCGAUUGUCUCCCUUGUGCUAAUGGCUCUAGUACACGACAAGUGGGAGCGACAGUGUGUGAAGUGAUCUGUCCAUCAGGCCAGCAGCUAAAGGAUGGCCAGUGUGAACCUUGUCCUGUAGGUUAUUACAGAAACAAUACUGGAGAUCUGUUUGGGGACUGCCAGUUAUGUCCUGUUGACUUCAUCACUGAUCAUCAGGGAGCUACCUCUGUAGACAUGUGCAUUAUUGGGAACUGUACAUCUGGUCAAUACUUGCUGAACACCACCCUGAAUUGUACAGACUGUCCAGUUGGAACAUACCAACCACAAAAGUGGCAGACAGCAUGUAUCUCCUGUCCCAAUGACACCACAACACAGGGAGAAGGGGCGUCUCAACGAUCACAAUGUUUCUUGUAUUGUGAUGCAGGCUAUGAAGGAGUAAAUACAACAUGUGACCCCUGCCCUGUUGGGUACUAUAAGUCAAUGGCAGGUGCUUUACCCUGCUUAGCCUGUCCCUCAGGCAACAGAACUCUGGACACAGGGGCUACGAACAAGUCACAAUGUCAUGUUGCUGCCUGUGAGCCUGGUACCUACUUACAGAACAAUACAUGUAAACUGUGUCCCUAUGGUCAGUACCAGAGGGACAAAUGGCAAGAUGAUUGUGUCCCUUGUCCCCCUGAGACCACAACAUACCACCUGGGGGCUGCAAACCUCUCGAGUUGUGUCAAAGACUGUGAGGGUGGGUUUGAGUACAGUUCCACCACUGGUCAGUGUGAGAUGUGUGACCAGGGCUACUACAGAGACAGGAGUGACCCUACACAGGCCCAGUGUCAGCCCUGCCCCCUACAGACAAUAACCAGCCCUGGGCAAAUCAGCACAAGUAUCAUCUUCUGUUUUAUUGCCAACUGUACUGUUCCUGGAGAGUACCGUAACCCGGAUGAGAACCUGUGUCAGCCGUGUCCGAGGGGUCAGUACCAAGACCAGAAAUGGCAGGAUUCUUGUGAGCAGUGUCCGGAGAACUAUACAACUUUCAGUGUAGGAGCAGUAUCCAGGGACCAGUGUCAUAUGGCCUGUGACUCUGGGUAUGAAGAGGUCAAUGCCACAUGUGUCGCUUGUGCUGUGGGUACCUUCAGAAACCAACAGGACACUCAGUGGUGUAGGAACUGUUCUGUUGGCUGGACAACAACUUCUACAGCAACCACAGAAGCUGACCAGUGUGUUCCAAACUGCACACGUGGCCAAUACUAUUCAGAGGUAAAUGGACAGUGUGAGCUUUGUGACCGUGGAACGUACCAGAUGGAGCUGUAUCAGCGACAGUGUUCACCAUGUGGACAGGGGACAGACACCAGGACAGAUGGUGCCACAGCUAGGGACGAAUGUUUGUCUCUGUGUCACAAUCUUAUUCACAACUGCUCCGAGCAUGCACAUUGUGAGGUAAAUGGAAACAGAUCCACAUGUACCUGUAAGCUUGGUUACCUUGGUGAUGGAUAUCAUUGUCAACAUCGGUGUAACACUUCUGACUACUGUUUUAAUGGAGGGACAUGUGUCUUGGAUGUCACCCAAAGUAUCGGUUGUCAAUGCCAUUUCAAGUAUACUGGGGACAGGUGUCAGUACCGCAAAGAUGUGGAAUCCAUUGUCCCACAGACAUGGACCAUCAUCGUGGGCUCUGUGGUCGGCAGUGUUGCUUUCCUUUCUAUCUUCAUCAUUGUUAGUGUACUUCUUGGUGUCACUUACAGACAUCACAAAGCAUACAAGAUGAAGAACGCUAUCAAUUCUUUGAAAAAGAAAAAAAUGUCUCGGCCGUUUGUCACAAGAGCAAGUUUAAGUGAUUAUGGCAGUCCUACAGAACCACCAUUCCGUUUACCUGACUCCAGUGUGCAGAAGACAAACAGCUUCAAUUGGAGUCCAGUGGAAGAAGGGAAACUAAAGGACGUUAAUCAUAUAGAUAUGGGUAAUGGGAUGGAUGAUUCCAUCUAUCAGCCGCCGAGAGAGGAACCAUGA